CAAUGAAAAUACUCAUUCUUCAUGGUAUUAGAGCCUAACUAAAACCCUAAAAAUAUCCUCCCUAGUUUCGGCCCUCCCCUUCGCCGAACCUCCAUCUGCGCCGCCGUCUCUCUCCUCCUUUUUUUCACGGCAGGCAGCUUCCUCCCCCUCCUUCCAUGGCUGAAAGUGAAGUCAUCUCUCAAUCCUCCACCCAAAAAUCUCCACAUCUGGCUUUCUCUGUCUCCAACGUCAAACUCCAUGUUCCAAUCCAACUCAGCUUUUCUCAACCAAACUACAAAAAGUGGAGCCGCCUGUUCCUUCUUCUUGCACGGCGGUUCAACCUUCAGGGUUAUCUCAACGGUUCUAUUGCUCCCAUCUCCGAUGACGACGAUGAAUGGUUUCAGCUUGAUGCCGUUCUCCAAGGCUGGAUUCUCUCCACCAUCACUGAUGAAGUUUCAGAUCUAGUUAUUUCCUCUGUCUCUACUGCUUCUGCUCUCUGGAAGGUGAUUCAUGACCUGUUUCACGACAAUAAACAUGCUCGCGCCAUGCAACUCGAGCACCAAUUUCGUACCACCGUCAAAGGAUCUACUCCCAUGGCUACGUAUUGUCAAGAGCUCAGAAAUAUUGCAGAUUGGCUAGAUGACGUCGAUGCCCCCGUGUCUGAGCACCAACUUGUUCUCCAAAUGUCCGGUCGGCCCUCCUUCUCCUUGACCGACAACGGACCCCCCUGGGCAGCACCAGCAGCACGGCGCUGCUGGCGGGGCAUGGCGGCAGCAGCCACGCCGGUGGACAGCACGGCGGGACUGGCGGGCGCGGCUCCUCUCACGGUGGCAACUCCGGCGGUUGGGGACAAUUUUUUGGCAGCAGCUAUGGUGACGGUUCAUCCUCCGGGCAGCGUGGCGGCUUUGGACACGGACAAGGGCGUGGCAACGGCAACCGGGGUCGUGGUCGAGGGCGCCAAAACAGCGGAUCGAGGCAGCGACCACCCACGGACGGGCACAAUUCCUGGAACUCACCGUACUCUUUCUCAUGUCUCUUCUCAAGUUUUAUAUUCACCUCACUAUAUCACUGUUGGUAAUGGAUCUAAGGUUCGCACUACGGCGGUUGGUAACCACACUCUUCCCACCACCCCUCCCCUCUCCCUAAAUAAUAUCCUAAUUUCUCCCCAUAUUACUCAUAAUCUUAUCUCUGUUCGCAAACUCACCCGUGAUAAUGACUGCACUGUUGAAUUUGACGCUCAUGGUUUUUCUGUGAAGGAUCGUCAGACGGGGACCGUGAUGCAUCAGUCCAAUAAUGCAGGUCCUCUCUACCCGGUAGAUCAUCCAACCUCUGCUCAAGCUCACGUUUCAUCCGUAGAUCAUCAAACCUGGCAUCGUCGCCUCGGCCAUCCAAGCCCUGCGGUCCUGCGUGGCUCAACUUCCCCCUGAUUUCUGGGUGGAAGCCCUCUAUAUGGCCGCCCACCUCUUCAACAUUCUCCCCACCACUGUAUUAAACAACCAUACUCCUCACUCCGUUCUCUACAAUUCUCCCCCACACUACUCUCAUCUUCGCGUUUUCGGUUGCCUUUGCUAUCCGAAUAUCUCCGCCACCGCCCCACACAAACUUGCACCGCGCUCCUCCCGUUGUGUCUUCCUCGGCUACCCCUCGAAUCAACGUGGCUAUCGAUG
Messenger RNA from Cuscuta campestris, 1646 nucleotides. Lineage: Eukaryota; Viridiplantae; Streptophyta; Magnoliopsida; Solanales; Convolvulaceae. The record is from the annotation of a GenBank genome assembly.